This is a messenger RNA of Chelmon rostratus (copperband butterflyfish), 6674 nucleotides long. Its product is annotated as F-BAR and double SH3 domains protein 2-like. Gene Ontology annotation, molecular function: protein binding. NCBI's taxonomy places the organism in Eukaryota, Metazoa, Chordata, Actinopteri, Chaetodontiformes, Chaetodontidae. Gene Ontology annotation, biological process: regulation of actin filament polymerization; neuromuscular synaptic transmission. Gene Ontology annotation, cellular component: neuromuscular junction; recycling endosome. The coding region runs from base 241 to 2535 and encodes 764 amino acids. The record is from RefSeq and is a predicted model, not a curated record. The transcript has 21 exons.
CCAACACAAGUGUGUCCAGUCUUUCCUCGUAGCUUCAGUUUCUGCUCUGUAGAAACCAGCCAUUUAUCAUCAAUCAUGGCCGCCGGAGUACAAAUUUAACUCCCGUGUUUCCUCCCUGUCGUCUGGAGGGGAGGAUUUUUGUUUGAGGAAACAAAAUAUUAGUCCCACACUGAUUUGGAUUUCCUCUUGGAAUUACAAUACAUCUCACAAGGGAAAUACCAUUCAUGUCAAUACUCCAAAAUGCAGCCGCCGCCGAGGAAGGUCAAAGUGACACAGGAGCUAAAAAACACACACACGGAGCAGAUGACAAGACUGCACUUUAAACACCAGACCGAAUGUGACCUGCUGGAAGACAUGAGGAGCUACAGUCUAAAGAAGGGACAGCUGGAGAGGGACUAUGCACAGGCUCUGCAGAAGCUAGCAAGCCAGUACCUAAAGAGAGACUGGCCUGGAAUCAACCCUGAUGACCAGAGAACAGACUACAGGAAUGUGUAUGCAGUGUGGAGGUCCUACUUAGAAGGUACAGUGCAGGUGAGCCAGUCCAGGCUCAACGUGUGUGACAACUACAAAAGCCAAGUAUCAGAGCCCGCCAAGACUGUUAGACUCUACAAGGAGCAGCAACUCAAAAAGACCAUAGAUCAGUUGAGCGGCAUUCAAGCAGAGCUGCAGGAGUCAGUGAAAGAGUUGGCCAAAGCCAAGAAAAAAUACUACGACUGUGAGCAGGUUGCCCACGCUGUACGAGAGAAGGCUGACAUAGAGGCCAAGUCUAAACUGGGUCUUUUUCAGUCAAGAAUUAGUUUACAGAAAGCAAGUGUAAAGUUGAAAGCUAAGAGGAGUGACUGCAACUCCAAGGCGACACAGGCCAGGAAUGAUUACUUGUUAACGCUAGCUGCUGCCAACGCUCACCAUGACCGGUACUACCAUACAGAUCUACUGCACUGCAUACAGGCCUUGGAUGGCAGGAUAUAUGAGCACGUGAAAGACUACCUGGUAGCGCUGUGUCGCACUGAGCUAGAGGCCUCCCAAGCCACACACAACACCUUCCAGUUCCUGUUGGACAAAUCCACCAGGAUAAUACAAGAGUUCAACCAGCAGUUGUUCAUGCAGGAGAACCCAGUGUUUCACAAAGCACACGACUUCCAGUUCCAGCCCAGCGAAUGUGACACGAGUCGUCAGCUGGAGUCGGAGACGGGGACGACGGAGGAGCACAGUCUGAACAAGGAGGCCAGGAAAUGGGCAACCAGAGUGGCCAGAGAACACAAGAACAUCAUACAUUACAAGAGAUGUCUGGAGGAGUGUGAGAGCCAUGGUUUGCCCCCCACGGAGCAAGGCAGACUAGACCUAGAGAUCAAGAUAGAAGACACCAAAGAAAACAUGCGCAAAGCUGAGACAAUAAAGUUAAAAGCUGAGGCACGGUUGGACCUUCUGCGGCAAGUGGGGGUUGCCGUGGAUACCUGGCUAAAGAGCGCCAUGAACCAGGUGAUGGAGGAGCUGGAGAAUGAACGUUGGGCGAGCUACACUUCCCACGAUCCCUCACUGUCGGGCACAGUGGACUUGGAGCGCGAGGAGGGAGAAGAGUGUGAAGAGAAUAUGGAGGUUUUUGACGACAGCAGCUCCAGUCCUUCAGGAACCCUCCGAAACUACCCGCUAACCUGCAAAGUCCUGUACUCGUACAAGGCCUCUCAGCCAGAUGAGUUAACUAUUGAUGAACAGGAGAUGUUGGAGGUCAUUGAGGAUGGAGACAUGGAGGACUGGGUCAAGGCUCGCAAUAAGACAGGCCAAGUGGGCUACGUCCCAGAGAAAUACCUGCAGUUCCCGACCUCCAACAGUCUGCUGAGCAUGCUCCAGUCUCUGGCUACACUCGAUGCUCGAUCACACACCUCGUCCAAUUCCACCGAGCCAGAGCUGCACUCCAACUGCAUCAACGGAGACACAAACAUGAUGUAUGUCCGCGCACUUUAUGAUUACGAGGGCCAGGCGGACGAGGAACUCUCCUUUUCCGAGGGAGCGGUGAUACGCCUGUUGAGCCGCGACACUCAGACCGACGACGGCUUCUGGGAGGGGGAGCUUAACGGACGGGUGGGGGUCUUCCCUUCCGUGCUGGUGGAAGAUUUCACUGAGAAUGGGGAGACCAGUGGAGGAGGGCUGGCUGACAUACAGAUCUCUCCGUCUCUGAAGUUGCCGUCGUCUCUGCCACCUCUUCCGCUGUAUGACCAACCUCCCAUCAGCCCUUUCACCAGCCCAGAGACCUCCACCCCGCCUCCUCUCCCACGCUCACCCUCCACUGCACUCAAUGGGGAGCACAAGCCUCCGCCGCCUGCCUCCUCUCACAAGGGACCGCUGUCCACCCACAAUCAAAGCUCUGGAAGGAGUCCAGUGUCUCCAGGAUUUCCUCAGCCACUGAGAUUCACCCCUGAAGGAGGCCCAGGCAAACUACGACCUGUGCGAGCUGCUCCUCCUCCCCCCAAACAGCACUCCCGCCGUCAGCAGGAAAAGAGCGACAAGACAGAGGAGGUGGAGAUCACACUGGUGUGACAGACAGACAAGCUGGCAGGCAGUUAUAGAGACACAAAAAAUAAAAACAGAUGACAGACAUGCGUAUCCUACAGGCUGGGGAACUGAACUGCUCUGAACUGAAGUCAGCGAAAGUGAUGUGAAGUAAACCGAACUGAACCACGUGCAACACCCCCGGCCUCCCCGCAUCUUCUCUCAUCCUCAAGUUGAGGAAGGGAGCAGAGAGAGGGGAUAAAGGCAGAGUAUCCAAUUAAAUAAUCUCCGUAUUAGCUUCCUAAUGAAGUGCAGCAGUAGGCGCCCCCACAUCCCCCCUCUGCCCUCCCCCGUCCUUCCAUUCUUGCCUUAAAACUUCACCUCAACGGGGGAGCAAACCCGAGCACGAAGAGAGGAAGAAGAAGAGGAGGAAGAAUGUUUAGAGAGGGGGGAGUGUGAGGGAAAGUUAACGAUGGGCUUGGCAAGUUUUCUUUUACCUUCUUAAGCUUACUUGUAGAUAUUGUGAGGUUUAUCUCUCUGCACAGAUCAUUCUGCUAUGUUUGAGAAAUGUCACUUUUUCUACUCACUUGCUAACAAAUAAUAUUGAAACAUUAGAAAACUUUUUGAGCCCUGAAACUGAGAAAAUUUUGUUAAGGGUUAUAAGACAAGUCAAAAAUAUGACUGAAUACAACAUACAAUAUUUCCUUUUCCACGCCACAUUACCAAUUUUCCUUGUGUAUGUAACACAGUGGAAUGGGGAAAAUUGCUAAUAUUUGAAGCAAUGGAGAGGGCUGUGUGGCUAGCUAGCUUAGCUGAAAACACUGGUAGCUAAACACACUGACCUUUUCAGCUUGCUAGCUAGCAGAACUGUCCUCAUAAAACUACACCAGCUACAUUAAUCACCCAUAUACUGUACUGCAUACUGCUGUAGCAUUACUGUAUAAACUCUGCUAACAGUAGCUAAAGCGUUUUAGUCUCCAAACUAAUUGUAACAAAGCUCGCUAGCUACAACUUGGAACUUUUGUAUUUACUUUAGUUGACAUUUUGAGAAAAGACACAUCUACAAACUGUUAAAGACAAUAAAGUCCGAGACAUAUUUCCUUUAUGGUCCUCGAUAAAGAAAAUAAUGUUGUGAAGAAAGCAGCGUGUAUCUGAAGUGAACUUCUAAGUUGGGUAUUAGCAUAGCAAGUAGUUUGUUGGCUACAAUGCUCAUGCUACUGUUACAGGACUGAAUAGACUAAUGCUACAGUAUAGUAUAUUGCUGAUUAGCACUGGGUACAGUAUCUGGUGUAGUUUUAUGCCCAAAAGCUAGCUGCUAGCAAAAGGCUUGCGCUCAGUGUGUUUAGCCACCAGUUUUAAGGUAAGCUAGCUAGCCACACAGUCCUAAACAACUAAAUGUGUGCCAGAAUAAAUUAUCUGAAGAAUAAAAUUAGCUAGCAAAAGAUUUUAGUUUAGCUUUAUUUUCCAAGUUAUAUUUUUGACUUAUCUGUUAUAACUUUCACAAACAUUUUGAGUGUCGGGGCUCUGUGAAAAGUAAGCUUGAUGAGAGUGGAUAAGUAUAAAACUUGCCAAACGUGUCAUGAUUUGGAUUGCAGUUGGGGUUUAAGUAAAUGGACAGAGAAACUGGGUGGUGUGUGGACACAGUGUCCCCCCUCGCCAGCCCUUCCCUCGCCAUAUAUAGUCCUUAUCAUCAUACGUAUUCAAUGUGUAUUAGUACAGUACAUUACUGUUGUCAUAGGAAUGUUAUGCACAGCGUUUUCAUAUAGACUAACUCAGCUGAAUGGAGUACCAUGUCUGAUAUGUAGUGGAAGUUUUAUUCUCAUCUUAUACUGAAAGGGCAUUGUAAAUACAGUAUGAAGGAGAGAUGAAAGAGGAGAGGGAAGGAGAGGAUGAAAGAGAGAAAAAGGAGGCUGGAUCCUCCCUUCUGUUCAUUUCUCCACCUCUCUUCCCAUCCUUCCUUUCUUUCUCUCCCUCUUUUCUCUAAUGUCUGUUCUGUCCAUUGGCAGUAAGUGUGACUCGUUGGCUAUCAUAUACACACAUACAGUUACAUUAUAUUACACACACGUUGCUAUAUCUUCUCUCAUUCUGUGACCCUCUGUGUGCUUGUGUCACUGAUUGGUUCAGAAGGCCAGUGCUGCUUUCAAAGGCACUGAAAUUGUUGGUAUUCACUAUGUGGUGACAAAGAAAAGUUUUAUUGGAGAUGAUAUAGACACUGACCGUAUUUGGGGUCAGGAGUUUUUAUUAAUCACAGAAUGAACUGUAAAGCUUUUAUCCCUAGAGAUCUCAUUUCCUCUCACAUUGAUUUUGUUCAGCUAUAACAUGUAUCCUCAUUUAGUUGACAUGCAUCGCAUUUGCAGGAAUAUUUCUCUGUUGUCUUGCCAAGCAACUCCAUCACAUCACUAUGUGAGUCUCUUUUCUAUUUUAAUACGGCAGAGAAAAGAUCCAUAAAAACAAAUUAACCUUUAACAUUUUCAAUUCAAUGUCAUCGUUCUGCUUUCCUUGUGUCCUACAUUUCAGCUAUGAUUAAUGGUGGCAGAAACAGAAAACAAGAGAAAUACAUUGUGCUAAAUGGACAGAACUAGCAAACGACAUUCAAAUGGAGCUAAGUACAAUUCUUUUGUGUUUUUUACUCAAAGUAAAUAAAUCCUCCCUCUUAAAUACCCCUCAAGCCUUUAAAAAUCAUUGCCUAAAGGGCAGUGUAGCACUUUUAUUUAUUUGUACCUUCCCUGGAAAGUAGCAGUACCUUAAAACAGCAUCAGAAUGGCUGGAAAAGAGUCAUUCUUUUCAUUCUGAUUCUGUAGUGGAUCCUCUUUAUUUCAGUGUGACUGAUGUUUUUUUAUUCUUAAUCUCCGCUCUUCCAAAGAGAUUGAGAGCUAAUUGUGGACAAUGUAAUUUGGUGUUUUCCUUAACUUAUAAAAACAAAAACAAAAAAACAUGAUGAUAGAGAGGGAUGUUUUGAAUGAAGACUUGAAGAGAACGUGUUUUGGUUUUUUUUUGGUCAUGUGAUAGGCCUGGCUGUUUGUGUGGCUGACUGUUGAAAGGAGAGAGGAGGUAUUUGUCUCUGUAGAUCUAAAGAUGUGUCCCACUUCCUUCCUGCAUAUUUACUUCAACCAGGGUUUGCUUGCGUAGAGCGUUCGCACUGAAUACAUUCCAAAACAACGCUCAAACCUGUCAGUACGAAUACUGAAUUUGCUUGAUUUUGUGUUGAUGGACAAUAUUGUCCCAAGAUGCAACACAUAUGUGGGAGCUCCAAACAGCUUGAAGCAAUUCAAACUAAUCAUGCCCCAGAAAACAAAAAAUAAAGCUUUCAAUCUGUGUUUCUUUUUAUCAGUCAUGCUCCAAAAUUGCAGUAUUGUAGCACAUUUGCUGUUAGUACACAACUGUGAAGUAUGUGAAUUUCUUGUAUACUAACUGCAAAAACAGCACGAAAUAUGAAGAUUAGUAUGAAGUCCAUACUGUGUAGUAUUAUUAUGUGUAUGGAGUUGGGGCACAGCUUUAGGCUUUGUGUAAGAAGAGAAAGAAAAUCCUGAUGUGCGCUUACAAAUUGCUCAGUUUCCUCUUUGCAAGGUGACGUUGAAUUACGUUGGAGGAAGGUGAUGCAAACACAUCUUUCUGUAUUUUGCAUCAGCUUUAAGAAACAACAUUUUUUGUAGCACCAACACCGAACAAAGAUGGACACACUGGAAUUGGUUACAGUUUCAGAUCCAAACCUCUGCUCCAACAGCAGCCUCUCCUUGGGCUCGCUCAGAUCUUAGUUAUUAUGCUUUUCAAACUUGUUUUGAAGUCCCACAGAGCCUCCCGCCAUAAAUGCCCAAUCAGUCUGUCAAAUACUAGAUUUAUGGCUUUUGUUUCCAGUUGCCACUUUGGACAUGAUUAUUUUCCCUUUUUAGCAGUCUCUCUGGUCCACUACAAUGGGCCUGUUUUUUUGUUUUGUUUUGUUUUUAUGUAUUGUAAAAUUAUUUUAUUUUUCAUCCUUGGAUUUGGAGCAGCCGCACAGCUGCUGCUGUUAAAGUGGUGGAACAACAAGCCUUCUCUCUCCUCACAGACUCUUGCCAUGGUGACAAUAAUAAGAACAGGUGCAAAAGUCUUUCUGCAUAUUAUUAUUGGCUGUACAAAAAAACAAAAACAAAAUAAAGUUUGUAUUUAUUGUGUACAAAUGUUAAUUAAUAAAAAAAUAUUGAAAAGUU